AUGCUGACGCUCCUCUCCCUCCGACCCCCGCCGCCCGCCGUCGCAAACAUUCUCCCCUCCGCCGCCGCCGCGCAGAGCCGUCCUCCACUGCUCCGCGCUCGCCGCACGGCCGGUCCUCCCCCGCCUUCAGCCGCCGCCGCCGAGUUCCCUGCCGGAUCGGUUCCGGGCAGCGGUACGCAGAUGCCGCCGCGCCGCCGCCGGCUCGUGGCCGGCAUCGACCAGGACGAGCUCCUCGACCCGGACGCGCUCGCGGAUCCUGACAGCAGCUUCUACGAGUUCAACGGCGUCAGGGUCCACCACAAGGUAUGCGCCCAUGGCGAGGACGAGGAUUCGGGCGGCCAGUCCUCGGGCUCCGCCGUCGCCAGGAGUCAGGCCGGGCUGCCCAUAGUGCUGCUUCACGGCUUCGGCGCGUCGGUGUUCUCCUGGAGCCGCGUCAUGCGGCCACUCGCCCGCAUCGCCGGCGCCAAGGUCCUCGCCUUCGACCGGCCGGCGUUUGGCCUGACUUCCCGGACCAGACGGUCCGGCGAUGACACCAAGCCUCUCAACCCUUACUCCAUGGCCUUCUCGGCCAUGGCCACACUGGCAUUCAUAGACCAACUCGGCCCCGGGAAGGCCGUCCUUGUUGGGCACUCUGCCGGCUGCCUCGUUGCAGUGGAGGCGUACUUCGAGGCGCCUGAGCUGGUGGUGGCGCUAGUGCUGGUUGCACCGGCGAUUUUCGCGCCGAGGAAGGGUGAGAAAGAGAACAGCGUAGGGGAGCAGGAAGGGGCAGACAAGAAGGAUUCUGAUGAUAACAAUGCAGCACCAAAUCCAUUUGCUAGGAUAUGGAGAGGGUUUCUUGGCAUGUGUAUGUGGCUUGCAGGGCUUGUUCUGAAGUUGGUCAUGGCAGUGCAGGAUACGGUCAGAGCUUUGUCUUCUAAGCUUCUUGUGGCUUUUCUACGCUCUUCAUUGGCGGCGAGUCUGGUGAGAUUGAUCAUGGAUAAAUUCGGCGUAACGGGCGUUCGUAAUGCAUGGUAUGACCCAAGCAAAGUAACUGAUCAUGUUAUUCAAGGCUACACCAAGCCACUAAGAUCCAAGGGAUGGGAGACAGCUCUCUUGGAGUACACUAUAUCCAUGAUUACAGAUUCUUCACCAAAGUCAAGAGUGCCAGUCUCGAAGAGGCUCUCUGAGAUCUCAUGCCCAGGUUCAACUAUAUGCUUCUUCUAA
Triticum turgidum subsp. durum (durum wheat) is the source of this 1203-nucleotide messenger RNA. The record is from the annotation of a GenBank genome assembly. NCBI's taxonomy places the organism in Eukaryota, Viridiplantae, Streptophyta, Magnoliopsida, Poales, Poaceae.